CUUAGUUCUUAUCCUUGGUUCCACAUUUUCCUUUUCACCCUUUCUCCCCCUUCUACCUGGCGAAGUAGAUAGUAACACUGUAACAAUAGUCUCCUCCUUCCUGUUCCUGGGCUCCAGAGAGCUAGCUGUACAAGUAUUAAGAGUACUGCUGCAUUCAGUAGUUCUUCUUCAACAGCAUUUAAUACUUGCAGUUUUGAAACCCCCAACCUCCUCCCCACCUGGCGGGGAAUCCACACCACAAUCUAAGGAAUAUUUGUGCAUUUAUAUCUCCAAGUAGCGGGAGUGCUUGUGAGCUGAAAUGGGGUCUUCAGAGCUUCUCCUAAUGGGGUUGCAUUUAUUGCUGCACCUCUUCUUCUGUUAGCAUCACAAUGGGAAUGUUUGCUUGCUGCAUAGUCCUUGAAAUUUAAGGCUUUGCUGGUUGGGUGGGUGGAUAGCUGCUGCUGCAAAAAAGAAAAACCAAAUAAAAGAAGAGGAAAUGGAGAGGCUCCUCCAUCUCCACCAAGGCCCCAUCAGUCAUAAUGAUAAUCCUCCAUGUUUUGCAGGCGACCCGUAUCUCGAGUGCUUAGAGCAGCAGAUUGCAACCACUGCAGCAAGUUUCAGAUUCCAAGAGCGGGGGGAAGAGCGAGAAGCAGUUCUAGUUCAAACCGCCGAGGAAGAGGAAGAAGAAAGACAGUUGUACCCAGCAAGCUCCCCCAGCUUAGACGACGACACAAUGCCGUUCCUUCAAAUGCUUCAAACCGUCGAUAACUAUGGAACUACUUCGCCGGGGCGGCCACCAUUCCCUUUCUUCAGCUUCCGAGAACCCAAUUUCCAAACGCUCCUCAAACUCCAGCACCUCAAGAAGCUGCCAUGGGAUGUCAACAACAAUUUCUCCUCUUCCUCUUUUGGCUGUUUCGAUUCCGCUGAAAUCGACCAACAACAACCCCAAUUAGUUCCCCAAUCUCAAAUGAUAGAGCUAGAGAGCUGCAAUGUCACUCACGACUACCCCAGCUUCGUCGACUCUCCCGUCAAAUCCGAAACCCGAGAACUUCCGCACCAUCACUCCAGCUCCUGCCCAGAAGGAGUAAGCCCCGCCGGCGGCGAGCGAGCAGCCGGGCAAGACCGAACCGUCGACCCACCAAAUCCCAGCUCCGCUCCUCUUCUUCCCUGGAGUGCUACCAACACCGAAGAAGCCACCAGAAACUCCGCGAAACCGGCCGCCGAUGGUUCCUCGACGGCGACGAAGAAGGAGAGAAGGAAGAGGAAGAGAACGAGAGCGGCGAAGAACAAGGAGGAAGUGGAGAGCCAACGGAUGACCCACAUUACGGUGGAGCGCAACCGGCGGCGUCAGAUGAACGAGCACCUCAACUCCCUCCGCUCCCUCAUGCCGCCCUCCUACGUCCAAAGGGUAGUUUUCUCAAUCCCUAGUUUCGAAUGCUCUCAUCUCUCCCCGAUUAUGCAACGCAAUUGCACUGACGAGAUUUUGGGGAUUUUUUUUUCCAAAAAGGGGGAUCAAGCGUCAAUCAUCGGAGGCGCAAUCGAUUUCGUGAAGGAGCUGGAGCAGCUGCUGCAGUGCCUGGAAGCGCAGAAGAGGAUUCGACGAGACGCCGCCGCCGCCGCCGUGUGCGAGGAGGAGUUCGCGGCAGCGCCGUCAUCGGAGGCGGCGGAGAUAGAGGUGACGGCGAUACAGAACCACGUGAACUUGAAGGUGAAGUGCGAGAGGAGAGGGAGAGGAGGAACGAGAGGGCGGCAGCUGGUGAGAGCCAUCGUCGCGCUGGAGGAGCUCUGCCUCACCGUCUUGCACCUCAACAUCUCUUCCUCCGCUUCCACCGCCUUCUACUCCUUCAAUCUCAAGAUAGAGGAAGAAUGCAAGCUGGGAUCAGCAGAUGAGGUGGCAGCAGCUGUGCAUCAGAUCUUCAGCAGCAUCAUCAACGGCUAGCUACCUAUAUUGGCUGAUCAGUUUUUAAUAUUUUUAGGGCAAGUCUGUAGCUGAAUCUGUUGGUGCGUAGGAUUGAGACUUGAGAGUAGAGUGUUGUUGGUUGAGUGUGGGGGAGGAGAAAAGAAAGAAAAAGGGGCACGAAUUCUGAUGGGGGGCUUUUAUUGGUUUUUGUUUUGUGAUGGGAUCAUGUUAACCCUACGUGUGCAUAUUCAUUCCUUGGUUCUUGUUUUUACCUUUUUUUUUCAAUGGAUUAACGCUUGACCGAGUAGAGGCGAAACUAAAA
This is a messenger RNA of Linum tenue, 2201 nucleotides long. NCBI's taxonomy places the organism in Eukaryota, Viridiplantae, Streptophyta, Magnoliopsida, Malpighiales, Linaceae. The record is from the annotation of a GenBank genome assembly.